AUGUGGCGGUCUGGCUCGGACGCUGCUCCCGAACGAUAUCUGCGUGCAAAUCUGACCACCGUUCCUGCACGACAAUUCAUCGAGCUUCGAGCUUCUCUGGACAGGACCCCACCUCAUGCCUGCCGAUGUUGCCGGCUCGUUCGAAGUGACGUAUACAGUACCAUCGUUCACUGUUCGAUGAGGUGUCGAUGCGCCGACCGCAUGGCCACGCGUUCCUGUCGACUGCCAAGCAUCGCUCGACGUGCCGUUGCUGCAGCGUUCGGCUCGAAUCUGCAGCUAGAGAUCUUGUCCCAUCGCCGAUGUCAAACUAGUGUCGUGCUGUCACGAUCUGAGAUCAGGUUGUCGAUCUUACAUUCCUCUGCUUUUUCGGCUGCUCAUGCACGGUUGCGCGAAUAA
This is a messenger RNA of Pseudozyma hubeiensis SY62, 396 nucleotides long. RefSeq lists its product as hypothetical. The transcript is spliced from 3 exons. The coding region runs from base 1 to 396 and encodes 131 amino acids. The record is from RefSeq and is a predicted model, not a curated record. NCBI's taxonomy places the organism in Eukaryota, Fungi, Basidiomycota, Ustilaginomycetes, Ustilaginales, Ustilaginaceae.